Molecule: messenger RNA, 858 nt
Organism: Umbelopsis ramanniana AG
Lineage: Eukaryota; Fungi; Mucoromycota; Umbelopsidomycetes; Umbelopsidales; Umbelopsidaceae
Exons: 3
Coding region: 31-762 (243 amino acids)
Biological process (GO): translation
Cellular component (GO): ribosome
Molecular function (GO): structural constituent of ribosome
Source: RefSeq, a predicted model, not a curated record
ACUAGAGCCUCCUCUUUUUUACCUUGACAGAUGAAGCUUAACAUCGCCAAUCCCGCGACAGGCUGUCAAAAGCUUAUCGAAAUCGAAGACGAACGUCGUGUCCGUGUCUUCAUGGACAAGCGUAUGUCCGCUGAAGUUCCCGGUGAUUCCAUCGGUGAUGAGUUCAAGGGUUACGUUUUCCGCAUCUCUGGCGGUAACGACAAGCAAGGUUUCCCCAUGAAGCAGGGUGUCCUUCUUCCCCACCGUGUCCGUCUUCUCUUGAGCAAGGGUCACUCCACCUACCGUGCCCGCCGCACUGGUGAGCGCAAGAGAAAGUCCGUCCGUGGAUGCAUUGUCUCUUCUGACUUGUCCGUCAUCUCCCUUGUCGUUGUCAAGCAGGGUGAACAAGACAUCCCCGGAUUGACCGAUACUGCUGUCCCCAAGCGUCUCGGACCUAAGCGUGCUAACAACAUCCGCAAGUUCUUCAACUUGGAAAAGACUGAUGAUGUUCGCAAGUUCGUCAUUCGUCGUGAAGUUCAACCCAAGAACCCCGAGAAGAAGCCCUACACCAAGGCCCCCAAGAUCCAACGUCUUGUCACCCCCGUCACUCUUCAACGCAAGAGAAGACAACAGGCUCUCAAGCGUAGACGCGCUGAAGCCUCCAAGGAAGCCGAAGCUACCUACAAGGAACUUCUCGCCAAGCGCGUUAAGGAAUCCAAGGAGCGUAAGCAUGAGAUCAAGAGACGCCGUACUUCUUCUAUGCAAAAGUCCAGCAGCGCUUAAAUGGAUUGAAGGGAAUCAGUCGUCAAAUCAAAUAAAAAGAAAAAAUUAUUAUUUCAAUUGAGUGUUAGCGAAGGGCUGAAAUUUAAAAGGCUCAAA